AUGAACUAUAUCGUCGACAGGAUGUUAGCGGCCUUUAGAAAAACGAAUUUGCUGAAGACCGCAUUAGAAAUUGGCAAUCUGUCGUCGGUUAACCUAUUGCACAAAAGUCACGUCGCUAACAACAAGGGAAGCUGCGGUUGCGAGCCUCCGAAAGUCGCAGUGGUACUAUGCGGUUGCGGGGCACUAGACGGCACGGAAAUCUCGGAGACGAUCUCCGCAGCCAUCCACCUCAGCGGCAAGAAUUUGCAGCCGCGCUUUUACGCUCCCGACCUCGAUAUCUGCGGCACGGUGAAUCACCUGACAAAAGAUCCCGACGAGAGUGGCCAGCCUCGUAACGGGCUGAUCGAAGGCGCACGACUCGCGCGCGCCGCCAUCAAGCCACUCUGCGAGUGUAAAGCUUGCGAUAAUGCUGCCUUGAUUAUCCCCGGUGGUUUUGGAGUCGCUCGUACCUUAAGCGAUUUCGCCUCGAAAGGCUGCGAGUGUGUAGUGCUGCCGGAAGUUGAGAGCAUCAUCAAGGACUUCAAUUGCGACAAGAAGCCGAUCGGUGCAAUGUGCAUCGCCUCCGUUAUCAUCGCCAAAGUGCUUCAAGGAGUGAAAGUCACACUGGGAAUGGAUUGUCCAAGAGACAAAUGGGCUUAUGCAGAAGCCAUCGAAAAGGUCAGACAAAUGGGAGCAAAUGUGGAGCUGAAAGACGUCAAAGGCGUCACUCAUUGCAAGCAGUUCAACGUCUACAGUACUCCCGCGUGGAUGGAUACACAAGCGAGUUAUGCCGAUAUUCACGAAGGCAUUGGCAGCAUGAUUACAGGCUUGAGUCAGUGUAUUAAAUGAGC
Molecule: messenger RNA, 830 nt
Organism: Phymastichus coffea
Lineage: Eukaryota; Metazoa; Arthropoda; Insecta; Hymenoptera; Eulophidae
Product: glutamine amidotransferase-like class 1 domain-containing protein 3, mitochondrial
Exons: 5
Coding region: 1-828 (275 amino acids)
Source: RefSeq, a predicted model, not a curated record